AUGUUUUCCCUCAUUUCAAAUUUUCACAUAAGCGAUGCACUGUCCUCGCCGACAUCCAUUCUCUACUCGGGGACUCUGUUGAACCAAGCAUAUGCUAUUUUGAUCAACUUCCCUAGGGCCAGCAAUGGCUUUGCAUAUCCUGGCCAUUUCGCCGCACUCGCUGUCUUCAGUGGUGCCAGUACUCUUCUCUCUUCGCCUUUGUUGUUGCCCGCUUCAACCUCCAGCCCUCUGCAGAUGAUUGGCAAUACGCUCAUGACCAUGAGCGUCUCGCUGUUCAGCUGGACAGCAUACACAACACAGAGAGGACGACUCCCGGCCAUCUUUGGUGGCAAGACCCCAGACUUCAUCAUCGAUUAUGGACCAUUUGCCUACGUCCGCCAUCCUGCCUAUACUGCUUACCUCCUGGGCUGGACUGGAGUCCUUACUGCUCUUGCAGCUAGGGACGAUGCUGACUGGGUGGUUCCGGCCCUGGCUGCAUGCGUUCUGGGCAUUGCGGGUGUCUAUUGCACUGGCGUACACAUGGAAGAGACGCAGAUGCUGUCAGGCGAAGAGAACGACGGAAAGGUUGACCUCAGCAAGAGGUACAAGGAGUACAUGGGCAAAGUCAGAUUUCGAUGGCUUCCCGGUCUCAUUUGA
This is a messenger RNA of Aureobasidium uvarum, 636 nucleotides long. The record is from the annotation of a GenBank genome assembly. NCBI's taxonomy places the organism in Eukaryota, Fungi, Ascomycota, Dothideomycetes, Dothideales, Saccotheciaceae.